Heterotrigona itama is the source of this 6355-nucleotide messenger RNA. The record is from the annotation of a GenBank genome assembly. NCBI's taxonomy places the organism in Eukaryota, Metazoa, Arthropoda, Insecta, Hymenoptera, Apidae.
AUGAAAGAACUAGGGGAAGUUAGUUGCGAGGUAAUUCAACAUUCCCAAUGGGGUUUCUCUUUUUUAGUCUUGAAAAUAUACCGCUUAAUUAUUGCAGUAUUUAUUUCUAUCAUGUUAUCAAGGAUGCCACUCUUGAUUUAAUAACAAUGUUGCAGAUACGCAAUGUUAUGGAUAUUCAGCACUCCAUAACCAAGUGUUUAAAUAAUGCAGAAGGAGAUGACAGCGGGCCAUCAAAUGGUCCACAAACAUAUAACAGUCUUGAUGGUGUUUAUGGAGGUUUUCUAAAUGAUGCCACGUAUGCUUGGUUAAGUUACGGUUGUCACUUGGUGGUUCUUAAUACAAAAACUGGUGAAAGUACCAGUUCGUGGACCUUUAGAGCAAAAAUCACUUGUGUCUGUCAAUUUCCUGCCCAAUGUGGAGAAUUACCUUUACUUCUUGUUGGCUUAGACAAUGAAGCAAGCAGAAUUAAAGAUUCUGUGGGCUUAUUGUGCAUUUUUGAUUGCACAUCCUCUCGUGUUUUGAGAGCUAUCAAAAUGCCAGCUGGUGUAGAACAAGUUUGUAUUGUAUCUGGUGGAACAGAGUGGGAAGAGUUUAAUGACAAAAGACCAGACAAUAUUCUUAUGCAAAUGGAUGGCAUAGCUUGUGUAGUAUUACGUAAUCUUCAUCAUCUGAUGAUUGAUCUUCAGAGAUCUACUUGGGAAGUACCUGAUUUAUCUGUUACAAUGGAUGAAAUUUCUCCAGCCGAGAUACAGUUUCUAACAACGAAAAAUUCUUUUCACAGAGACAAUAGCAAACACAUGACUUGUAAUUUGUUAACUCAACGUAUAGAGAAACACAUUGGUUUUAAUAGAGAAGAUUUUGAAUCAAACGCUUUUUUAGCUGAAAAAUUAACGAAUACCAUAAUCAGUUCAACAAAAAUUGGUUGUUUAAUAUCAGGAUGUUUAGGCAGAGUAAUAAUAUGGCAGAACGAUGGCUCCGUAGGUUGGAUUAGCACACCCGUGGACGAAACUAUGAUAAUAACGCAUUUAGCAUUAUUAGAGCCAACAGAUGAUCCUAGACCUUUCUAUUAUUUGUGGGUCGUUUUUCAAGAUGAUUCGUCUAAGGUGCCUCCCCUUUUGAGAAUGUUUGCCUUAUUGUUCGAACGAAAAUAUUGUGACAGGGGAACCAAUUUAUACUUCAAUCUGGAAGCAGAACCUGGCCUUAAAUUCGAGAUCGAGUUAGAUCCAAAAGACAGAGUGGUUAGUCUGUCUACAAUCGAAAGAGGAAGCAGUUUGGACCAAACAGAGUCAGAAUGUAGAAGAGGGGAAGAUAGUCUGCUUCUGAUUUCAACUGCAAAUAGAACUUUGUUAUUUGAUUUGAAUCAAUGGUACAAGGAGCAAAUGCCUCAAACCAUCAGUGAAUGCAAGAAUCCAAAUAGCAUAUUGGCCUGUUAUAAUACAAGCCACAGGACUUGCAAUAUAAACGGCAAUGAAAUAAUAAGUUGUAUCUACAUUCCUCAUACUCUGCAAGAAUUUCCUAAUAAUAGUUCAAACUCAUCGGAAGAAUUAUUUUAUCCAAAUUCGUUAUCUUUCGAAUGGAUAGAGUUAAGUUUGUCGAAAUUAAUAUUUUGGCACACUAGAGGUGUUCAAGCCGAAUUACUUCGCGAAAUUGCCCUUACAGGGCCUAUUAUAUUAACGCAGCCAUCUGAAAUAUUUCACAAGUGUCUCUCUGCUGGUUUGACUCCGUUCAACACGGAAAUUUCAUUUUCUAGCGAUCAUAAUGCUCAGAGGGAUAUGUUAUUGUCCCUUUGUCUGGAGCAACGUUGGGCGACCUUUCUGAUCAGGUGUGCCAAAGAAUGGUCAGACGGAAGUGCCGCGUAUAUGUAUCCAAGUUUCUUGAAGUGGGGAAUACAGCGCGCGUCUUCCAUAAAAAUGAUCGCUGACCGUCUGUGCGUUCCUUUGUUCGAUCAGUCGGGUAAUAACAUAGGCGAAUCCGAAGUAAAAACAUUGAGAUUUUGUUACCAGCAAUUAGAGUGUCUGUCCAAUGUAGUAGCUAAGUUACCUUUUGAAACGAGCAGUUUGAUCAAGCAACGAAGAGCAUUGAAACGAGUAUCUAUGUAUUUUCAAGUACUGCUAUGGUUUUACGACGUGGGUAUGUUACCUGAAACGGAAUAUGUAGAGGAGAAUACUUUGCCAAUCUCUCUUGCUCUGAAAAUUCCAUAUCCAUUCGAGAAACUAUUUGCCCUAUACAAAGAGAAACGAGAAUCGAUUAAAAACAAUAAUCCAAAAGAAGAAAAUGAGGAGGUGCUCUUCAUAGACGAACUGAUAAAUCGAGAGUGCCCUGCCUUGAAUCUACAGUGGGAAAGAGAAGCUGGAGAUGUAAAUACCAACGGUUAUUAUCCUCCACCUUCCUUGCAGUCGUUAUUGAGAUGUUACUUGACUGACUGUGAUCAGUCAGAAUCGAAUGAGAUUGAAUGUAAACAUCAGAUCACCAUAUAUCUUCUAAUGGACUUAGCUACGUUGUUUCAGGGGUCAUAUCCUGGAGUUGAUCAACUGAUAAAGUAUCCUUCCUCCUUCAAGAUGAGUCCCAGCCUCAUAAAACUCACCCAAGCAUUCUGGCUUCUUGAUCACGAGGAUUACCAGGGUUUCUUGGACAUGAUGACUGGUCAAUUAGUCAGCGAUUCUGAUGUCAAAGACUGGCAUCAUAAACUCGUACUAAAAACAUUGAUAAGAAAUAAUCAGCAUAAGUUAGCUUUGAUGUAUUUACGCAUAAAGAAGCCUCCUUUGUCGUCUAUUCAGGAACAGAGCACGCUAAUAAGUUUAUCGGUGGAGCAUGGCUUGGUUCAAUCUGCUUUCCAUCGUAGACCACAGUCACAUUAUACACAAUUACUAAUGUGCUUCUUUCAAGCCUGUAAAAAUUAUGACAAACUCGGUGAUAUUUUACAUUUGGCUCUGGAUUCUGAAGAGGAAGAAAUGUUCGUCAAGUUUUUGGAGGACUCCAAGUCCGAGGACAUAAAAUUAUUGUAUUAUUUGCAACGUUGCCGUUACAUGGAAGCCAAUAGUGGCAACUCUACCACUUUGUCCGGUACUAUUAGCUCAAAGAAUGUACACUUUGAUAUGUUAAACGCUUACAAUGCCACUUUGCCCGACGUGGUGAAACGAUUUUCCAUAAACAUGGAAAAAACGAAUCUGGAUACGGAUUUAGAACCCAGAUAUCCUAGACCUAUGACGCACAACAAGAGCGUUCAGAAAACCGCGAGUAUUUAUGAAAUGGUCAUUAAGAAAGCAAGGGAGACCUAUCUCAGAACGGAGAAGUCUGUAAUUCCGUUCGUUACUGCUCCAUGCGCCACGCUGAAGACAUGCAACGAUAAGAUCAAUAUAAAUUGUGUAAUGUCUCCCAAAGUAAUACAAGUCAAUAAGAAACGGACUUUGGAGGAGGUAAUGCACGAUGAAGAGAACAGUGGUAUGAGAACGCCGGAGAGAACAAAGCGUAGGAAGUUACUGGAUGAUGGUGAGGCAGCUUUGAGCGCUGCAUUCAGUACACCAUUGGUAAAACGAAAAAUAUCCAGCAACAGAGAUACUCCGAUUGAAACCCCGCACUCUAUUCUAAAAAUUCGACAGCUUAUAAGAUCGUCUACGUCUCCGACUACUGCUAGCGUGCAAGAUGAGAUCACGGAUAGUCCGUUGUUGGACAGGGAACGUAAAGUUAAUCGACAGAUACGAUUUAAUAUUGGUCAGUCAAAGAAGAACAGUUCCCAUGACGAAGAAGAAAAUUUUUCCAAACUUAACGCUCCUGAAGAAAAUGAAGAGAUAUUCGUGAGUCCAGCAACGAGUGAAAAAUGUCUGAUUGAGAGUACAGUUUUAUCUGACAAUAGUUACACUUGUAAAAACGUGUACACAGCUCGGCCCAGACCGAGUCUUAGAAGGACCUACCUACAAACUUCGACAGAAUCCUUAAACGAGUCUUUGGCCAACUGUUCUAGUACAAGAAAUUCUGGAAACUCUCAUUUGAACAUUCCCCCGACAGAUAGUUGCUUGUUAAAAGGCACGCCACAAGCAUUCAAAAGAUUAUCUACAUUAUCUUCCUCUACUUACUCUCCUACAAUACUUUCUCCAACCAGCAGCUUCGAAACAAAUGUCCCGCAGAGAAGGUUCAGUGAGACUAGGCAACAAAAUAUUAACUGUAAUUUCCCCGUGGCUUCAACACCCUCGAUAAAGGGUUCCACGUCCGGAAAUCGUGAUUCUAAUGAAUCAGUUGACGCAGAAGUUGCAGAGGACAUUGUGCCAGAAGCAUUUUGUGAGAGUAGAGAAAACGUCUUGGUUAAUAUACACCAGUCAAAUCAUUUAGAACUUAACGACAGUAACAGAUUACAGGAAAAUGUAAAAAGUAAAUAUACAAACAGGGAUCUCUCGAGUUCUAAAGUCUUGGAGAAUGUUAACAAAGAUAACGAAGAGAACGAGGAGAAAAGUCUUUCUGAUGUUUCUAACAACUUGAGUCAUUCGGAGGGCAAAAAUCAGCAUCAUCGAUCGUUUCAUGAAAAAUUGCAAAACCAAUUUGGGCAGAAUGAGAAACACAUUAGUUCAAAAAAUGGUGAACUUUUCGAUAUUACUGACGACGAAUCUUCAAAUAGCAGCGACGAGGUAUUCCUAGUUUUGGACGAAGAGGAGAACGCAGAAACGCAGGAAAUAAAAACGACACCGACAGAUACAAACAUUCAUUUCGACACCUCAAAUAUUACAGACGACGAAUCUAAUUCUAGCAUAGAAAUAUUAGUUGACCAUCAGAGGAGUACUGCACACGUAGAUAAGGAAGAAAGUAUACGUAACCAGUCUAAGCACUCCGCAAAAGAGGAAGAAGCUGAAGAGAAACGUGAAACAAAGGAGGAGUCGAGACGACUUGAUAAUAACAACUCUAAUUGCAGGAAAACAAGAAGAAAUUCGGCUCGAAGUGAUUCAUUAGGGCAUAAAGACAGUGUCAAUAUUUCUAGUUUAGACUUCGAAUCGCCAGAAGUCACGCCUAGAAUGACCAGGUCACGUAGAGCUUUAUCUAUAUCGAAGGAAACUAUAAAUUCACCUUCCAAGGAAACUUUAAAUUCACCCUCCAAGAUUUCUGUGAAGACAUCACGAUCGAGACGAGCCAGUUCGCUGGUGAAAGAAGUAUUAAUCGCGUCAGUAGUAGCUACAGAUGAAAAUGUCAAGCAAACGAGCUCUUCCGGAUCAUCUGGGAUUUCGUCACCAAGGAAAACCAGGGGCAAGAGAGCAUCAUCUGUGGUUAAGGAUGUUUCUGUAGAGACAGAAAGCGAGGAAGCCAGAACUCCAGUAAGAAGGAGCACAAGACGUUCUGCCUCUGUGCAGAAGGAGCUGCCAGAUUUGGUUAAACCCUUGACAAAGAACAACGAAACACUGUCGACGCCAAGUUUAACACCAGAUGAUGAGAAAAAAGUCCAAACAGAGACUAAGAAUUCAAAGACCAAACAAUCUGUAGGAGGAGCAAGGAAAUCGAGCACAAUCUCAACGAGAUCAAGAAAGAAAUCUGGAACAACUGAACAGGAAGUGGAAGAGUCUAGUAUUACCAAGCCAUCAAGGAAACGAAGCAGUUCAGUUCCUAAGGAGUCAGUCAGCAUGAUAAGAACUCGAAGCUCUAGCAGUAUAGCCAAGGAAGUUAUCUCAGAGGAGUUUGAACCAUCAGAGUCAAUGAAAGAACAGUCACAGUAUUUAGUGGCAGAACAGAUAAAAAGUAGACCAGCCGCCAACACACGUAGUCGUAGAUCGUCAAUUCAAUCAAUACCAGAAGACCUUGAGGAAAUUUUAAGUAUACCACUGAAAGAGAGAGUCUCUGCUGGAAGUAAGAAACAGGAAACUGCGCAGAAUUCUCGACGGAGGAGAGCAGCAAGUGUGGAACUAUUUCAAGCAGAAACAAGUAGAAAAACCAAAACCACUCAUGGUAAAGAAAUCUGCAAACAGACAAUAAUGGAAGAGGAAAUGAUGGAAACUAUGAGCCCAGUAGAUUAUUCUAAUUCUAAGAAUGCAUCUGUAAAGAGAAAGCGCGGUGUGUCUGAAACAGCUGUUCAAGAAGCGAAUGAAGCGACACCAAAAUUAAGAAGAAGUCGAAAACAACCGGCGAAACAAGAUGCUAAGGCAGCUAAUGAAUUUUCAUUUUCACAGCCAGAGAAAACGGACGAUCAGCCAUUGGAUCAAAAAGGAUAAAUGACUCCAUUCCGAUUUUGAGCGAAGAUAAGGAACAGAAAGAGAACGAACAAGAAACACAGAAUAACUUACGAAAGAUCAUAGAGGUGGAAAAACCGGAUCAUUAUUAUAUACACCGCUGUAGAAUGAAGUUUGUAUUACCCAAGAGAUCAAAGAGUACAACAAAUUAA